Messenger RNA from Cuscuta campestris, 2566 nucleotides. The record is from the annotation of a GenBank genome assembly. NCBI's taxonomy places the organism in Eukaryota, Viridiplantae, Streptophyta, Magnoliopsida, Solanales, Convolvulaceae.
AAAGAAAAAAAUCAUUCCUGGCAGUGUAAGUCAAAAGUUUUUUUCCUGUCAGUGCACAACGGAUUUGGCUAAUCCGUUUCUACUCGAAAAUUUUUAUCAAACGGAGUAGCGUAAUCCGUUCAGCUUAUUUUAAAAAAAAAUAAACCCCGAAACGGAGUAGCCAAAUCCGUUUGGAAUGAAAUUAAAGAGAAACGGAUUAGGCUACUCCGUCUCCAAUCGGAUACCCUUCCCAUUCCUUCUUCCGUCCACCCAUUCCAUCCGCUGAGCGAGAGAGGAGCUGCGAACGAGAGAAGGGACCGCCGGGAGAGAAGAGGGCGCCGAGCGAGAGAAGAGAGGGACAACCGCCGGGAGAAUCCGAGAUCCGACCGCCGGCGACUAGGGCAAAUCGGAUUAGGCUAAUCCGUUUCAUGGAGCAAAUGGAUGUUCACCCUUGACCUAUUUCACGAGACGUUUUAGUUCUUGAAGGCGGAGUACAUAGGUGUGAUGCAGUAUGGGCGGAAGAAGAUUAUGCCAAAAAGAGUCUAAAGUGUCAUAGGACUUGUUCUAGUAUAUAUCCGAGGACUCUUGUUGCUAAUAGACCACCUCGUGUCAUAGAGAUCUUACGUGAUUAUGGAUUUUAUGGGGUGGAAAAGGUAGGUGGAUUACAGUUAGAUUGGGCUCCGAUUACUUCUUUAGUGGAGAGAUGGAGACCCGAGACCCAUUCAUUCCAUCUCCCCUUUGGAGAGGUGGGAAUUACGCUACAAGAUGUUGAAGUUUUACUAGGAUUGCCCGUUGAUGACAUUCCAUUGUCGGGGGGCACCAGUCGAUCAAGAGAUCAGUGGAUUCAGAUUUGUCAUGACAUGAUGGGUUUUAGACCCGAACCAUCUGAUAUUACAUCUUCUACGAUUAAGAUAUCUGCAAUUCAUCCGAAGGCGCUAACAGAAAAUAGUGAUGAAGUUGAUUACCAACAGCAUGCUAGAGCUAUCAUGUUUAAGUUGAUGGGUGGCAGCUUAUUUCCCAACACGACGGGAAAUAAGGUUAAUUUGUAUCUGUUGGAGGUAAUCAUGGGUGACUCUGUGCUGGUGCGGGGUCGUGCCAUAGGUGCUGCGGUUCUCAGUUUCUUGUAUCGUAGUAUGUGUCGUGCGAGCAUGGCACAUGUAUCUCAGAUUGGAGGGUGUCUUAUCCUCUUACAGCUUUGGGCAUGGGAACAUCUGCCUAUGACUAGACCUAGGGGGGUUGUACCAUUGGAGCAGCUGGUUAAUGUUCCAUACGGAGUCAGAUGGGUGUGUUAUCAUCGGUGGUCAGAUUGUACGACACACUCCUUACGAGCGUACAGAGACCAGCUAGAUAGGUUGCUCGAGGGAGAGGUAAGUACUAAACACAUCACAGUGUUAUGCAUAUAUAUUACAUUUUAAAUGUCUAUUGUAUUCCUUUUUUAAUUAUGCACUUUGUUUGGAUGCCGUAUCCGAAUGUCGAUACCUUACCACCCUGUUGUUUAGCCGGACUUCGAAUAUGGAUUUCACGCAUCCCUUUGAUCUACGGAUAUGUUGUGGAGAUGUACUAUCCGGAUCGAUUUUGCAGACAGUUUGGUGCCCGCCAACGUGUUCCUCUCGAUGUUGUGUAUGAUCGACACCUACAUAACAUUAAGUCGACCACUAUGGAGCUCGGAGACAAUGAGAGACAUUAUUUAGGUGUAUGGGAGGGACGUUACGCUGCAAAUGUAGUGAUGGAAUUUGGGAUGUCGGAUUCCAUGCCUGAGUACCGUCAGUGGUAUUACCUCCAUGGUCGAAGACAGAUAGGAAACCCCGCACAUCAGCCCGGAACAGGCUAUGUCCCCAUUUCUCCUGAGCUACAUACAGCAGUAUGUAUUACUUAAAUUUUGAUUAAUUUUUGUUAUAAUUUUUUAUGCGACUAAUAAAGGUAUUGUGUGUAGCUAUCCUGUAUGGCAGAUUGCCAUCAGCGCCUUGAUCCAGGUAGGCACCCGGAUGGUUUUGUACCCUCUCACGAGGUAGUCCGAGUUCAUGACUUAUUAGGUGAGUGUAUACGUGCUCUUGGACAUGCAUCUAUCCUCAAUCAUCCACAGCAGCAACAAGUAUACAAUCCAGGACAUAUUCGGAGAAGGGCAGAUACAAGGCGCGAUGCACCUCAUGUAGGGGUUAGGCGUGGCGGGCGUGGUCAACGUAGGUUGCAAGUAGAAGAAGAAGAGGUUCAUACCCCAGUCGAAUCCCAUCGUAUGUCCCAAGACGAGGAUGCCACUGACGAUGACUAUGUUGAGAGCGAUACCCACACACCCGCUUUCACCUUUGAGCCAUCCACUUCAUAUACUCCGCGAUUCGAGGUUCCAGAUCCUACACAACGCACGUAUCGUACCUCACCGGUGAGGUUUGAUGGAGAUUAUGUGUUUACUCAGGAGAGUCAACUCACGGAUGAGUUUGGACAAUAUCUCUCCAGCACGACACCAUCGGUUAUCCCUCAUACGUUUGGUAACGUUGAAGUAGAGGAACGGGAAAAGGAUUUGCAUGUCAAAAGGGGAAGCAAGUAAGGGCCUCGUUUAAGUCAAAGAACGUUGUUUCUACGACUAGGCCAU